This is a messenger RNA of Dufourea novaeangliae, 3981 nucleotides long. RefSeq names its product condensin-2 complex subunit D3-like. The record is from RefSeq and is a predicted model, not a curated record. Gene Ontology annotation, cellular component: condensed chromosome, centromeric region. NCBI's taxonomy places the organism in Eukaryota, Metazoa, Arthropoda, Insecta, Hymenoptera, Halictidae. Gene Ontology annotation, molecular function: histone binding. Gene Ontology annotation, biological process: meiotic chromosome condensation; mitotic chromosome condensation. Bases 1 to 3981 code for a protein of 1326 amino acids. The transcript is spliced from 2 exons.
AUGGAGUCUUUGAAAGUAUUUGACGAUUUUAAAUUCAGUGAUCUCAGCGAAGACUGGAUUCAAUCCGUUUGGGAUACAGAAUUUAUGAUUUACAAUGAACCACCUGAUGAGUACCUCAUGUUCUUAGAAAGUGAAGAUAUGAGACUGCUUUUACAUGAGUCCUACAUUGUUAUAAAGACUUGGCUAACUGAAGAUAAAGAGCGGUAUGAUUCUGAACAGUGUUCAGAGACCUCUUGGAAUACGUUGAUCAUUAUGGAUAUAAAGGUGCGUGCUUUAUUAGCUGUAUUGGGUUACAUAAUAAGAAACGGUCAAGGUAAAGAAGCUGAUGAGGACUCCAGACAAUCUUGUCUUCAUGCAACUAAUUUAUAUUUCAUACUUCUGGCUAUUCCUGGUAGUAGUGCUUUUAGUGUAUUUCAUCCGAACUUAUAUCAACGUGCUAUUGAAACAUUUAAAAUAUAUUCUGAGCAAUUACAGCCUGUCAGCAAGAAACGUAAUAAAACAGUGAAUCUUGACGAUUUCCAUAUUACAGAAGAGUCAGUGAAUGACAAUAAGAUUCUUUCCCCUAAUGAAAAAGAAACUUUGAUAAAAAAUUUAAAUAUCAUUGUAUGUAGCCUAAUUACAAUGAUAAGAUCAUUCUGGUUCAAGGAUCAUUUGCAAUCAUUAGAUGUUACUGUUGAUGGAUUAUUAGAACUUACAAGAGUAGAAACUGAUUGCAUGGAGUCUCAUUGUUCUGGGAGGCAAAAAGGUACUUUAGAAGUAUCAUUAAUAAAAAACUCUUAUGCAGCUUUAGAAGAACUAUGUGAUAGCAAACAUGGGUCUGUUAAAGUUACUAUAACAGUCAUAGCAAAGUAUAUAUUACCUCGUCUGUUGUGUAGUCCCAUAGACACACAAAUAAAACUUAUCACAAGUAUACGUGAAUGUACUAUACAUUUUUUGAAGGUUUUGUUACAUAAACAUGAAAAAGAUGCUAAAGUUGCUAUUAUUACAUUAAUACAACAUUUGAUGUUGAAUUGUCCAGAUAGGCUUGAAGCACGUCAAAAGCAAGCUGGUGUAUUAACAAAGCUUUUUGGAAUAUGUAAUCAGAAUAUCAUACUGGAAGCCUUUAGAAAUGUAAUACUAUUGUCACAUCACAACAAGAUAUCCUAUAGGGUAUUUGCUCAAGAAAUAAUUGGAAAAAUAUUGAUUGAAUCAUUUUUAAUGGAUUGCAAUAUAAUCGAUAGCCUGAAAGUUAAAACCAAAAGAGUAUUACUUGCUGUUGUACUAAGCAGAUGCAUGGAUUGUUCAAGUAUGGUGAGAGGAAAAGCUAUGGCUAUAAUUGCAGAGUUCACAGAAUUUAACAAUGAGAUGGAUAAAGUAAUAUUUAAAACGAUGUUCGAAGGAUCUGAACUAGAUAAAAAGUUUCUCACAUCUGAAGAUUUAAAAGAAGCUUUUUUCGAAAACACUGACCUGUUGCCAGGCUCAAAUAUUUUAUUAUCUAUGCUGACGGAACGAAUAGAGGACGAAAGAGCAAUGAUAAGAAGAAGCGCAUUGCAAAUUUUUAAAAACUUGGUCCUAAUGUUUCCAACAAUGAUGAAUGAAGUGAUACCAGUAAUUAGUCGCCGGUGUAGAGAUCCAACUCUAACUGUACGUCGAUACGCCGUACAGGUUUUGUCGCAGCUUCUACAAGAGUUCCCAGAUAAUUCUCAACUUUUGGAUGAAUGGGUACAAACUGUUAUGCCACAAAUAUUCGAUAUUGAAAUUAAAGUACAAGAAAAGGUGCUGGAUUAUUUAGGCGAGUUAUUACUAAAUAAGAUAAUAGUUUUUUCUAAGAGCACUAACGACGCAGCUAGUAAUUUACCUUGGAAAAUUUUAAAUACAUUAACUAACUUGAAAAUGCGACGGCAUUUAUCAAAAGCUUGUAAUUUAUGGGUAAAGAAUGGUACUAUUACUAAUGCCAUAGUAAAGAUUAUACAGUCUCACAUCGGGACAAGCAAUAACAUAGGAGCUUGGAUUUUCCUAACAGCAUUGGCUGAAAAUACCCAGCUUCCAAAUAUGAGCAAAUACAUCUCAAAUUAUAAGGAAAUUUUUGCAGAAAACAAUUUCCAUACUAGUUUAGUUCUGCAAGUUUUAAAGUAUUCUUGGAAGGCCUUGGAUAAUGAAGUCUUAGAAUGCCUUCAUGUUUACUUGUAUAAAUGUUUACAAGAAUUUAAAAUCAAUUUUGGUUUGAUCAGUACUUGCAUGGACAUUAUACACAAUAUAGUACAUCUUUUAAACCCCGAUGAAAGUAGCAUUUUACUGGAGUCCCAUGCACUGGAUUUAAUAAAACUGUCUGAGGCAGAAAUCACAAAAAUUUUUAAGAAUGAGAACCAAGCUAUAGAAGCAUCACCCAACUAUUUAAAAGCUAUGUUUACUUUAGGAUACGCUACGCUUUUAUGUAGUUGUAAAAUUUCACCGUUGACAUUACGAAUUCUGCAAGGAAUACUAUUAGAAUGGGAAGCACUACCAGAAUCGAUAAAAGAAAUACAGGAGCUACACGCGUCAGCAGUGGUCAUUCUUGGUCAACAAGCGAUGAGGGAUCGCGAGAUUGCGAAAGAAGUAGUUCCAAUACUUGGUAAAUUAAUGAGACAGGAAACAAAUUUAAGUUCAGUUUUUCAAAUUGCUGUAAAAAUUAAUACGGCAAAAGCUUUAGCUGAUAUUUGUAUCAGAUUCACUGCAUUGGUUGAACCUUACUUAUCAGAUAUGUGUGUUAGUAUGAAAGACUCAAGUCCACAAGUCAGAGAGUCUAUCAUGGUAAUAUUUAUUCAGCUGCUUCUUGAGGACUACAUAAAAAUCAAGGGACCGUUUUUCUUUCACAUACUGACCAUGUUGUCCGACUCGGACAAUAUGAUACGCGAAUUGACAAUCUUUCUCAUAGAAGAAAGACUUCUGGCAAAGAACAAAACUUUAAUAUCACAACAGUUUUUACAAAGUAUAUACCAUUAUAAUAAUUAUCAGUCUCGGCACAGAAUCUAUGAUCAAAGAAUGCGUGAAAAAGAAAGAAAUGCGUUGACACUUCCUGGAAAAAGAAAUGAAGAUAAGCGAAGAACUAUAUACGACUUCAUGCUGGAUCAUUUAGAUCCUCCAGGAAAGAUUAAGUUACUUGUAAAAAUCACUAGUCAAAUACUCGGUGGAACCUGCGUUGAUUCAAUCGAUGUUAAGAAAGAGGAAGGAGCAUAUGUUUUAAAGGAUGCAUUGUAUGUUAUUAGUAAUGAACGUUUGAGACCAUCAUCUCUUAACAAACAAGGUGAUGAUGAUCAACAGGAGUCUGAGGAAUCUGUGGCUCAACCCAUCACACCUGUUGCUAGUGCAAUAACUAUUAUUACUGAAGGCAUGAAAAAGCAUGGCUUAGAAGUUCUGUUGCCUGUAUUAGUAAAGCUGAAGAAAAAAUUAUCAGUUUUAAAGUCUCCAUUGGAGAACGAUGUCAAGAGACUUUUGGUUAAAACUUAUUUUGAAUAUAACAAAGAUCAAUUAUCUAACAUAUUAAGUGAAUACCCAAACUUAGAGAAGGAAGUGGAGCAAUUCAAGAAACAAAUGGGAGAAAUUAAUUGCGAUGACGAGAAUUCCAGUGAAGAAGGAAACCGUUCACCAUCCGAAACAAAUAUCCGGACUAGAACUACUAUUAUGUCGGAUAUAAGAACUUCUGACAUAUAUCCUACAGUUCUGCUGGAACGUGUUUCGAUUGCUCAACUAUCAAAUUCGACGAGUACAUCACCCAGUCUCAAUCCUUUGCUUUCAGCAACUAAUACUGAAGAUUGGCACCCUAUAACAUCAACGCCGAUUUUGCGACCGUUUUCACCUUCGGUGCCUGGUCCUAGUACGAGUACACCAAAAACAUCCAGAUGCUUUGAGUUUGAAUUUAAUGAUUCGAUUGAUCAUGUUUCAAAGGCUAGGAAACUGGAUAUGCAACGUAGAAUGAUAGAAAGGAAUAUUUCUCAAAUUCCGUCUGACAGUGAGUCUGAUUAG